Molecule: messenger RNA, 3824 nt
Organism: Colossoma macropomum (tambaqui)
Lineage: Eukaryota; Metazoa; Chordata; Actinopteri; Characiformes; Serrasalmidae
Exons: 8
Coding region: 269-1321 (350 amino acids)
Cellular component (GO): membrane
Source: RefSeq, a predicted model, not a curated record
CACAGCCAGCCGCAUGAAGUUGUUAUUGUGGACAGAUUAAGUUUCGCUUUAGCCGUGAAGAAGCCGAUGCCCUCCUACAAGGCAGACCGACAGAAAUGCGGAUGAGCUCUUUAGCGGUGUGUCCUGUGUGGCUGUGAAGUGAUAUUCUGCUGUGUUUCUCAUCUCUGAGGGAAAAGCAGGCUGCGGCUAACGUUAGCUUAGCUGCCGGCUGGGACGGUGCUGCUGUUUGAAUGGUCUUAAUAGAUGGGAAACUGGAGUGAGACACAUCAUGCCUUCGUACGAAGACUGGAAGAAGACCCUACACUUCUACUACUUCAUUAAGUUCACCCUGAACGUCUACUCGAUGCUGUUUUCGUUUCUGGGCCUUUGUGUGCUGUGUAUAGGCCUGUAUGCAGAGGUGGAGCGGCAGAAGAACCGCACGUUAGAGGGUGUGUUUCUGGCCCCGGCUGUAGUGCUCAUCCUGCUGGGCCUGGUCAUGUUUACCGUGUCUGUGGUGGGCAUGGUGGGCUCCCUCAGAGACAACAAGACUCUUCUGCACAUGUUUCUCUGUGUGCUGUGUGUUCUGCUGGCGCUCCAGGCCCUCGCACUAAUCAUCGCUCUCCUUUUUGAGAAGACCACGUCUGAAUUGUUUCAGAAGAACAUACGCGAAGGCAUCAAGCACUACUACGACGACCUGGACUUCAAAAACAUCUUGGACUAUGUGCAAGAGAAGUUCUCUUGCUGUGGGGGUGAUGAUUAUAAAGACUGGGCGGUAAAUCAGUAUCACUUCUGUAACGGUACAGGGCCACUGGCCUGCGGAGUUCCGUACACCUGCUGUAUCCGCAACAAAGAGGCUGGAGAAGUGGUGAACACGCUCUGCGGCUACAACACUCUUACCAAGCAGCGUGAAGAUUUGAAUGACAUCAUACACGUGCGAGGCUGCAUCCAUGCUGUAAAUCUGUGGAUGGGUGAUAACAUCGGAGCCACGAUAGGAAUCUGCUGUGCUGUGGGUCUACCUCAGCUGCUGGGCAUCAUGCUGAGCUGCAUCUUCUGGAACCUCCUGGUGGAGAUGAGCGAAUCGAGCGACAUGGUGGAUUUCAAGAUCCUGAAGAAGGCCGGCUUCAAAUACAGCGAGUUGGACCUGGCCGGCGCCGGCUGGUGCAUGUGUUUGCCUCGAGAAGGCGGGUACCUGCCCAUUCCUGUAACGGAAUCAGAACAGGACAUUCAGGACUCUGAGCCUUUAGACCUGGAGCAGGCCCAGUCCGAACUGUCCCUCACUCAGUUUGAACAGCCGGGCCAAGACCCCGACAUGGGAAUGGACGUAGUGGACAAUCGACUGUAGAGGUCAGCAAGGGAACUGAAGUGCAUCUGCUUCACUGCAUCUGUUUUUAUUGUUUUUAUUUAUUGUUUUUAGUUUCCUAAAGGAGCGAUCUUCCAGUAAUUGCACUUUCAUCUUGCACUACAAGUUGGGAUCAUGAGCUUUUGCUGAGCUUCACCAAUCAGACACUUCCCAUUUUUGAACUGUUUUGCUGUUUAACAUGCCGAACACACAUUUACAUAUUUUUAAGCUCCAUCUAAGGUACUCUACUUUUGUUUUAUUUAAAUGUGACAAAAGGGAUGUCAUUGGGAUUUUAUUAAGUUUGGGUUUUUUAAUUGUGAAUUACUUGAUUGGCAGAUGAUUGACAACCAAUCAAAUUUUUUUUGGUUACGUAAUCUUAACGUCCACUUUACAUGCUAUUCCCCGUUUUUACAAACAAAAAAAGGGAUUUCAUUGGGAUUUGUUGGAUUUGGCUUAUUGUACUAUUCAUGUCUAUCUGUUUAAUUAUGAAUUACUUGAUUGGAUGGGAUUACAUUAAUGAUUGGCAACCAAUCUUUUUGUUAUUUCUUUUUUUAAUUUCUCCUCCUCUACCAUUUUAAUAGUGAAUUUAUAGCAAAAUCUUCAGGGAAAUUUACAAUCCUCAUUUUGUCUGUUUGUUGUGUUUGGAUGUCAUGUUUUUUAGAUAAAUAUAGGUGUAUAUAGAUAUGUGUAGAUAUUAAGGAUGCACAGAAAUAUCGGAACCAGCACAUAGUUGCAUACAAAAGCUAGGAUUUGUUCUGGUGAUGCACCAAAAUGAAAAUUCUUGACUGAAAUCAAAACCUGAAAUUUAGGACACGUUGGGUUGAAAAGUGAAACUGAAAACUGAAAAAGCUGACAAAUAAAACAGUUUACAUAAAAUAGACCUCCAGCGUUUUCGGCAGCAAAGAACAGUUGGUCAUCCAGUGCAAUUCCAUUUUAAUCAUUUCAAAAAACUCAGGCUACAGAUGGCGCCGUUGUGCUAGCAAGGACCUACCGUUAUGCUUUUUGCUGUAUUCUGCAGAUCAAGCAGGACCUCAUGUAUUGAGAGAUGUCAAACCUGAGCGGUCUAAUGUCUUUCUAGAAACUGUAAAAUAGUUAGACGUAGCUAAUAUUUCCACUGUUGAUCUACUGCUGCUCAAACUGUUUGAAUGCAUCUGCACUCACUGGUGUGCUUUUAAUCACUGUUCCUUAUUUUCAUUACCAUUUAAAUUAAGUCUUAGACUUCAUUAUAGGCCUUUUUAAUGUUUAAUCUAAUUUUCAGCUUUCUGUUCUCUUUUGACCCAAAACAUUGGUGCAUCCCUAAUUUUAGUAUUCCUACAUGAUCUGAUCACAAUCUAUAAAUAUAGCUGGAGUAAUUUACACUACUUAUUUUUUUCCUAGUUCCCAUAAAAUUGCUUUAAUUUGAUAAAUAAAUCUUUAUGUUUAUGCCAAAACGUAAUAAAUGAGCCCUUUUAUGGACAGGUAUGUCGUGCUGUACCGAUAUUUCCCUAGCAGUGCAUCCCUAGUAGAUGUACAUUGCCUUGUCUAGUAUUUAGUAAUUUAGCUGUAUUGCACUUCUGGCAUCAUUCAAAUUUUCUAGAAAGUGUUAGAGAAACACUUAAGGGUUUUUUUUUGUUUUGUUUUGUUUUGUUUUUUUUAAAGGGGGUUAAAAAUAAUCAACCUGCUGACACUUAAUUUGAUGCUGCUGUUCCUGUUUACAAUCUAGCAAGUAUAAACUGAUGAAUAAAUUGUUGCCUUAUUCAACGAUAGAAGCUUUUGUCCGCAAUACCUCAGGCUAUUUUUGGAAUGACCUUGCCUAUUUGCAGGUGAUUUUUGAGUAGUUUUAUUGGAAAUAAGAAAUUCCAGGUAACACUGUACAUAACACUGACAGAAACCACGGCAUAAACAUGUAAUGGCAGAUGUCAUAUGCUGUCAUAAUUUGCCAUGUCAGUUUUUGUUUGGGUAUAUAACAGUGCUGUUUUACUAUUACCAGUAAUUGUUAUUAUAUUUGAUGUUAUAACAGCUUAUAAUACACUAAUUUAUGCCAGGCAUACUGUUGUUAGCCGUCACUAGUAAUGGAAACACAAUACUAUUAUAUUACUAAACAUAAGCUGUGCUGCUGACUCAUAACAGCAUCUCACAUCUGGCAUAACAUGUUUGUUAUGGUUAUGCCAGUUUUAUGUAGAAGUAAUUUUACUGAAUUCUGAUUGAUCUUGCAUUCACGAGUACUUUAAGUGUAAUCUGUACAGUAGAGCAAACGGUCCUUGUCAAUGGUGUGUUAUCAACUAAUAUGCUAUAAUGUAAAGUAACUGUUUUUGUUUUUUGUUUGUUUUUUCUUUGGUAAAAAAUGAAACCAACAGGCCUAAAGGGAUCGUAAUCCACAUUUCAAUGGUGCUUUUAACCGCUGUAGUUGAUAGUAAUUUUAAAAACCCUACCUUAACUACUUUGUUGCUCCAAACAGUGGUCUUCUAGACCUCUCAAGUUGCUCUGGCCUUUUUGAAAAACUCCAGUUCUUGCGAAUAAAAAAAAA